Messenger RNA from Elaeis guineensis (African oil palm), 1378 nucleotides. RefSeq names its product squamosa promoter-binding-like protein 17. NCBI's taxonomy places the organism in Eukaryota, Viridiplantae, Streptophyta, Magnoliopsida, Arecales, Arecaceae. The record is from RefSeq and is a predicted model, not a curated record. Gene Ontology annotation, cellular component: nucleus. Gene Ontology annotation, molecular function: DNA binding.
CUCUUCUUUUUCCCCACCACCUCUUAAAGAAAGCCCACAUCACUUCCCCACCCCCCCACCCCAUCAAUGGCUUUGGAUGGGCAGCAGUAGAAGGUGGUGGAGAUGGAGAGGGGCUGCUCGAGUUCUCUUGCCGUCUCUGGGGCCUGUGGCUCUAAUGACUCUCACCAUGGGCUGAAGUUUGGGAAGAAGAUCUACUUUGAGGAUGGGGUUGGUGGUGGAAGCUCCACCAAGGCCUCAUCAACCACUGCGUCGGCCUCGGCGUCGCCGACGCCGCCGAAGAGAGGGAAGGGGGUGGUGCAAGGAGGGCAGCAGCCACCCAGGUGCCAGGUGGAGGGGUGCAAGGUGGAUCUCACUGGUGCCAAGGCUUACUACUGUAGGCAUAAGGUGUGUGGCAUGCACUCCAAGUCUCCCAAGGUCAUUGUGGCUGGCUUGGAGCAGAGGUUCUGUCAGCAGUGCAGCAGGUUCCACCAACUACCUGAAUUUGACCAAGGGAAACGGAGCUGCCGCAGACGUCUGGCAGGCCACAAUGAGCGCCGAAGGAAGCCACCUCCUGGGUCGUUAUCAUCACGGAUCGGACGGAUGUCAUCAUCUUUUCAUGAGGAUAACAGCAGAUUCAGGGGCUUUCUUAUGGAUUUCACACACCCAAGGCUACCUGGAACCACACAAGAAGUAUGGCCAACAGUUCGGGCUGGUGAUCGGAUGCCUAGUCAUCAAUGGCAGAGCAGUUUAGGAGCUCCCCCUCCUGGUGAGGUGGCGCCACAUGGUGCCUGCCGAUACAUGCAAGUCUCCACUGCUGGGACCCUGUUCUCUCCUCCAGAAAUUCCACCUAGUGAAUGUCUCUCAGGAGCAUCAGACUCCAAGUGUGCUCUCUCUCUUCUGUCAACUCAGCCAUGGGGUAGCACCGCUACCAGGAAUGAUCGGGCUUCGACGAUUCCAGCAAGCAGCAGCUUCAGUGGAGCACCAAUGGCUCACCCAGUUAUCUCGAACCAUUACGUAGCCAGUUCGUGGGGAUUUAAAGGUCAUGAAGGCGGCAGCAGCUCACUGGGAGUCCAUCAUGAGCUAGGUUUGGGUCAAGUAUCCCAACCUGAUGACAGUCAGUUCUCGGGUGAGCUCGAGCUCGCCCUGCAGGGAAGCAGGCAAUGCAUGGACCUUGAUCCUAGUAGGGCCUAUGGCCAUUCUGAUGAUGUGAUCCAUUGGUCCCUUUAAGACCAUUUGCUCACGGUGCUUUUGGGACCAUUGAUUGUGUUCCUUCCAGUAUUCUGAAUUCUUGUCCUCCUGAACUUUUAAGUUUUGGCCUAUCUGGUGAUUCUAUGUGGGAGUUAAUGAACCUGAAACACUUUAUAAUGGUUUAUUCGCUUAGUUGUAACCUUAAGAGGCA